UUAUUCAGUCGUCGUUAUCGGGUGAUUGGAAGUUAUGGCCUUUCGAUUUGUUCUUCGUUGUUUUAGACCAGUUCUUUUGAGAGACAAUUCCUUUCGAAACAAGUGUAGCAACCGUAGUUUUUCCAAUCAUACUGGAAAAGGUAUUUUCGGUUUAGAGCGUUUGCAUAGAGCAAGUGAUUGGCAGUCUAUAACCUUGGAAACCAUUCAAAAUUGUGAACGCAUAGCUACGACAAUAAGAUCUUCGAAACCGUCUACUUAUACUUUACAGUUAUUUGACGAUCUAUCCAACGAACUCUGUAGAGUAUUGGAUGUUAUGGAACUCUGUAGACACAUACACCCUGAUCCAGAUUUUAUUGGAGAAGCUGAAAAAUGGUUUUCUGUUUUGAAUAGUUACAUGCAAGAAUUAAACGCAGAUUAUCUUCUUUAUCGACCGCUUUCAGACUUGGAAAUGAGGUCCUCGGAGCUUUCUUUAGACAGAGAAGAGAAUAUGAUGCUCAAGUCUCUCAUUUCGGAUAUGCAAAGAAGCGGUAUUCAUAUGCCAAGUAAGACCAGACAAAAAAUCGUGGAGCUUCAAAACAAGAUUGCUAGCUUAGGUUUUGAGUUUACCCGUCAGAUUUCGCGACCACCAGCUUCCUUUUCUGUUCCUGAAGAUAAAGUGAAUGAGCUGUUUAGUCCAACUGAGCUUGCUUCCUUUGAGUAUAUUGAACAACGAGAAGGAAAACGUAUUUAUAGGAGCGAUAUGCAAACUUUGAAACAGAUCUUACACCAUCAUGAAAAAGGAGAGGCUCGUAAACUGGCCUAUCUAUCUAUAUACAAUGCAGAUCCUUCAAGUAUUCAAGUUGUCGACUCAUUAUUAGGAACUAGAAGUCAGUUAGCGAGAAUGUUGGGUUAUUUAUCCUACAGUCAUUUUGCUUCUGUGGACAAGUUAAUGAAGAAUCCUGAAAGAGUGCGUGAAUUUCUUUUGCAACUUAAUAAAAGUUUGCAACCAAAACUUGAAAAUGAAUUGCGGCAACUUCAAGAAGAAAAAUAUAGAAGAGAAUUAUCAAACCACCCUAUUGAGAGUUGGGAAGUUACAUUUUACUGUAAUCAGAUUAGGAAGAAGCAGCUUACCACUGAAAACCUAAGAUUGGAUGAAUAUUUACAAUUAGAAUCGUGUUUGGAGGGCAUGUUUUAUAUUGCAAAUUGUCUUUUUGGUAUAAGAACUGUAGAAGAUUUGGAAAAUCCGGAAAAGUGGCAUGACGAUGUAAGAAAAUUCGUUUUUGUGAGUGAGUCUGGAGAGUGUUUGGGAACUUUAUUUCUUGACCUUUAUCAACGCCCUUACAAAUAUCCAAACUCUACUCAUUUCACGAUUCAGUCUCAUCGUAUUUCAAAAGAUGGCAAGCAUCAACUUCCAGUUAUAGCCAUCACAAUGAACAUGGAAAAUAAUUCGAGGACCAUGAAAGAAUCAACUCUGUUGCAUCCUUUUGAACUUCAAACCCUAAAUCAUGAAUUUGGUCACGCACUACAUUCGAUUCUUUCCGCAACUAGAUUUCAGAAUCUAGCUGGAACAAGGACUGCUUUAGAUUUUGUAGAAAUGCCUUCGCAUCUUUUUGAAUAUUUUGCUAGGGACCGAAGAGUUCUACAGCAGUUUGCAAAGGAAGGUUUUAUUAACAAGACUAUUCCAGAGUCUCUGGUGGAGGAUAUGCUGAGACAUUCUCAGCUAUUCUCAGGAAUUGACGCACAGACGCAGAUUUUCUAUUCUUUGUUGGAUUUAGAGCUUCAUUCUUCUUCUAGCGUUUAUGAUGGAAGAAGUGUUGAUAUAUUGAAAACAGUACAAAAUGAGCACACUCCAUUUCGAUAUGUUGAGGGAACAGCUUGGCACACUCGUUUUGGUCACUUAUACGGAUAUGCCUCUUGUUAUUAUUCCUAUUUGGUUGCGAAGGUGCUUGCAUCGAAAAUAUGGCAACGUUUAUUUAGUGAUAAUCCUCUUAGUAAGGAAUCAGGAAAGUUGUUACAAGAGAAGGUCCUUAUGGUUGGAGGUUCGAAAAGUCCUCAAGAGAUAUUAGAAAGUAUUCUUGACAAUGAUAUGAAGGCUGAUCGCUUUUUGAUGGAAUUGGGUAUAAAUGAGUUUGUCUUGGAAGAGUGUCCUUCAAUCUAUACUGGCACAGAUAACUAAAUGCAGAAUUAUUGAACAUUCUCCUUGUCUACAAAACCUUUUGACUGGUUUGCUGUAUCAAAUUGUGAAACAAAGUGUACAAGUUGACAUGAACAAUUUGUUAUUCAAGUCAUUGUAGAAGAUUCUCUUGUAUGCUGUUGUCGUGUACUUUGCCGUUUUUAUUAGAUAAAGAAUUACGGUCUUAA
Galdieria sulphuraria is the source of this 2340-nucleotide messenger RNA. RefSeq names its product mitochondrial intermediate peptidase. The transcript has 7 exons. Gene Ontology annotation, molecular function: metalloendopeptidase activity. NCBI's taxonomy places the organism in Eukaryota, Rhodophyta, Bangiophyceae, Galdieriales, Galdieriaceae. Gene Ontology annotation, cellular component: mitochondrion. Bases 35 to 2155 code for a protein of 706 amino acids. The record is from RefSeq and is a predicted model, not a curated record. Gene Ontology annotation, biological process: peptide metabolic process; proteolysis.